AGGCCGCUGCCCCCCCCCCCCCGCCUCCUCCGCUCCGCGCCCGGAGGGACCCGCGACUGCGCCCAACUUUGUGCGGGGCCGCCCUGUGUGGAGGAGCACUGAAGGGGCACAAUGAAGGCUUUCCUCCUCGCCCUCCUGGCCCAACUCUGCUCAGCAUCGCUGGUUCCUGAGAGGGAGAAGGACCCCGAGUACUGGAGGCAGCAGGCACAGGAGACGCUGCGGGAUGCACUGAGGCUGCAGCACCUCAACCAGAACGUGGCCAAGAACCUCAUCCUCUUUCUGGGCGACGGUAUGGGUGUCUCCACCGUGACGGCCGCACGCAUCCUCAAGGGCCAGCUGCAGCACCGCAAGGGCGAGGAGAGCCUGCUGGAGAUGGACAAGUUCCCAUAUGUCGCCCUGGCCAAGACCUACAACACCAACGCGCAGGUGCCUGACAGCGCGGGCACAGCCACCGCCUACCUCUGUGGCGUCAAAGCCAACGAGGGGACGGUGGGUGUCAGCGCCGGUGUCACCCGUGACCGCUGCAACACCACCAAGGGCCAGGAGGUGACCUCCAUCCUCCGUUGGGCUAAGGAUGAAGGCAAAGCUGUGGGCAUUGUCACCACCACGCGGGUGACCCACGCGACGCCCAGCGCUGCCUACGCGCACUCAGCCAACCGUGACUGGUACUCAGAUGGAGAGAUGCCCCUGGAUGCACUGGAGGGGGGCUGCAAAGACAUCGCCCGGCAGCUGGUGGAGAACAUCCCUGACAUAGAGGUGAUCCUGGGGGGUGGGCGCAAGUACAUGUUCCCCAAGAACACCAGCGACGUGGAGCACCCGCAGGAGGAGCGGCACCGCGGCACCCGCCUGGACGGCAAGGACCUGGUGCAGGCGUGGCACGACGCUAAGCCUGCGGGGAAGGUCGCCAAGUACGUAUGGCACCGGAGGGAGCUGCUGGCGCUGAACCUCAGCCGUGUUGACUUCCUCCUGGGUCUCUUUGAGCCGGGGGAUAUGGUGUACGAGCUGGACAGGAACAACGAGACCGACCCGUCGCUCAGCGAGAUGGUGGCCGUGGCCAUAAGGAUGCUGCAGAAAAACCCGCGGGGCUUCUUCCUGCUGGUGGAAGGCGGCCGCAUCGACCACGGGCACCACGAGGGGAAGGCCAAGCAGGCGCUGCACGAGGCGGUGGAGCUGGACCGCGCCGUGGGGCUGGCGGGGCGCCUCACCUCCCAGCACGACACGCUCAGCGUCGUCACCGCCGACCACUCGCACGUCUUCACCUUCGGCGGUUACACCCCGCGAGGGAACCCCAUUUUCGGGCUGGCCCCGAUGCAGAGCGACGUGGACCGCAAACCCUUCACCUCCAUCCUGUACGGCAACGGCCCCGGCUAUAAGAUCGUGGGGGGCGAACGCGAGAACGUCUCCGCCGUGGAUUUCGCUCACGCCAACUACCAGGCGCAGGCGGCCGUCCCGCUGCGGCAGGAGACGCACGGCGGUGAGGACGUGGCGGUGUUCGCCCGCGGCCCCAUGGCGCAUCUCCUGCACGGCGUGCACGAACAGAACUACAUCCCCCACGCCAUGGCCUACGCCGCCUGCAUCGGCACCAACCGCGCGCACUGCAGCUCCGCCUCCCGCCCCGCCGCCACCGCCUCGCUCCUGCCCGUCCUCCUCCUCCUCCUCCUCCUCCUCCUCUGCUAAAGCGAAACGGCUUUGGGGAGGGGGAAGUGAGGGGGGGGAGGGUGAUGGAGAGGAGUGGUUUUCUUUUUAGGGGGGGGAAGAGAGAAAAGAAAGACCGGGGCGCAGCAAAGCAAAGCAGCGCCGGCGGUUUCGGUGCCGCCGCGGCGCGCUGGGCUGUGCCCCUGUAAAUACACCCUUCCUCCCCUGUCA
Messenger RNA from Lagopus muta (rock ptarmigan), 1866 nucleotides. Its product is annotated as alkaline phosphatase, tissue-nonspecific isozyme-like. The record is from RefSeq and is a predicted model, not a curated record. NCBI's taxonomy places the organism in Eukaryota, Metazoa, Chordata, Aves, Galliformes, Phasianidae. Gene Ontology annotation, cellular component: plasma membrane. Gene Ontology annotation, biological process: dephosphorylation. Gene Ontology annotation, molecular function: alkaline phosphatase activity.